AUGCGUUCUUCUCUCAGCAUUGCAUGCGGAAUCGCAUUCGCCGCAGUCGCCUCUGCUAUUCCCACAAUCUCGGUCAAGGGAAGCAAAUUCUUCACUAGCGAUGGUAACCAAUACUUUGUUAGAGGUGUUGCUUACCAGCUUGUUCCCGAUGAUCCGCUCGUCGAUAACACCCAGUGCCAGUUGGAUGCAUCAUUGAUGAAGACUCUGGGUGCUAAUGCCAUCCGUGUUUACCAUGUGGACCCGGAAGCUGAUCACCAGGACUGCAUGAAGACUUUCGCGGACGCUGGAAUCUAUCUCUUUGUGGAUCUCGACACUUUCACCACUCAAAUUGAGCAGGACACUCCUGCAUGGAACCAGACUCAGUUUGAUGCGUUCGCCAAGGUCAUGGAUGAGUUCCAGCAAUUCGACAACACUGCUGGUUUCUUUGUCGGUAACGAGGUUCUCACCACUGGAAACGGCUCUGUUGCUGCUCCUUAUGUCAAGGCCGCUGCUCGUGACAUGAAGGCAUACCGCAACAGCAAGAACUACCGCAACAUCCCAGUUGGAUACUCUGCUGCAGAUAUCUCUUCCCUUCGUCCCAACCUCCAAAACUACCUUGCUUGCGGUACCAACUCAUCAGAUGCUCUGGACUUUUUCUCCCUCAACGCGUAUGAAUGGUGUGGCGAGAGCUCUUACCAAGUUUCUGGUUACGAGCAGUUGACCCAGAACAUCACCGAUUACAACAUCCCCAUCUUCUUCUCAGAGGUCGGCUGCAACACUCCCAAGCCCAGAACCUUCGACGACCAGGCCGCUAUCUUCGGUCCUGAGAUGUCACCUUACUGGAGCGGUGUGAUCAUCUACGAGUGGAUUCAAGAGACCAACGAUUAUGGUCUAGUCUCCUACGGUCCUGAGGUUGCCGCAACUGCAACUCAAGCCAAUGUUGUCGAUGGAUUCACCCGUACUGGAAACCCCACACCAAUCUCGCCUGACUUCUACAACUUGAGCAACCAGUGGAAGACACUUACUCCUUCCAGUGUUUCUGAAGCUGCCUAUACUCCUAGCAACUCUGCUCCUGCAUGCCCUGCCUACACCUCGGGUGCAUGGGAGGUUAGCGGUAACGUCGCACUCCCUACUAUUGGCCAAACCUACGAUGCUCAGGCCGCCAGCGGUGCUAGCUCCACCUCAGGCGCAACUGGCACUCAGACUAGCAGUGGAAGCCACAGCACUGGCAGCGCCACUCGUAGCAGCAGUGGUACUGCUGCCACCGCUAGCCACACUGGUAUGGCUAGCCCUAGCAGACAAAUCGCUGGUAUGGGCGUUGGUCUGGUCACUGUCAUGCUCGGAUUCAUCUGGUGGUUGUAA
This is a messenger RNA of Aureobasidium melanogenum CBS 110374, 1341 nucleotides long. RefSeq lists its product as uncharacterized. Gene Ontology annotation, biological process: fungal-type cell wall (1->3)-beta-D-glucan biosynthetic process. Gene Ontology annotation, cellular component: fungal-type cell wall; cytoplasm. Gene Ontology annotation, molecular function: 1,3-beta-glucanosyltransferase activity. Lineage: Eukaryota; Fungi; Ascomycota; Dothideomycetes; Dothideales; Saccotheciaceae. Bases 1 to 1341 code for a protein of 446 amino acids. The transcript is spliced from 3 exons. The record is from RefSeq and is a predicted model, not a curated record.